Molecule: messenger RNA, 3149 nt
Organism: Frankliniella occidentalis (western flower thrips)
Lineage: Eukaryota; Metazoa; Arthropoda; Insecta; Thysanoptera; Thripidae
Exons: 8
Coding region: 328-3009 (893 amino acids)
Source: RefSeq, a predicted model, not a curated record
CAGCGGAGUACCAGUCUCACAACGUUUUUGCGCUACUGGUUGAGUGAUUUCUAAUAAUAUAUCUGGAGCACCUUGUUUCUGUGGCGUUGGUAACACUGCGGACCCCAUUUGGGCUACGCUCGAAAAAGUCUGAGGCUUCUUUUCCUCUCCUGCCGCUUGCAUGUCCGAGUGCGAGUGAGCGAGUGCGCGCGAGCACGAUGUGACAGUAAAACGGUCGGUACACCCACACGGGCUUGAGGUGAGUUGUUGGAUUGUUUGGCGCGCGUGGUGCUACUUGACUCGUCUGUGUCCCUUGGUAAUUGAAAAGUGACAAAAAUUGCGGGGAAGAUGAGUGAUAACAGCGACGGCAAACAGAACGGCGACCAGGAAGCAACGGACGCAAAAAACUUUGAACCGUCAAACGAUAAAUUUUGGGAUGCUCUUUCUAAAAAAGUCGGAGUAACCAUGCCUUCCCUCCUCAAGCUUGUGUUGGAAAAACUGGGCUGUGACAGUGAGUCAGCUUUGCGGGACAUACAGAAAAAUAGAAUAAAGGAGAUGGAGGUGUUUGUACAAGAAAAGUUAGGAAAGAGAAUGAGCCCUGAAGUACGAAAGAAAUACCUUGGAAUGUUUCACGAAGAUUACUCAGACUUUGAGUUCCUCCCAGGACAUGCUAGCAUUCUCUUGGACAUUGGCCAAAAAUUAAAAGAUGUUGAAGGGAAAAUCUUUGUACGAUCACCUAGACAAAAUGUAUCUCCAAAACCCAGAACAGUGCGUGCAGAUUCAUCUGGUGUUGAUGCUGAUGAUGGUCUUAUUGAAGAUACCAGGAUUUUAACUACAAUAAUCUCUUCAGAACUUACAAGAAGCUACAAUUUAACUAGUGAUGCUCCUCUUUUUCUUGUUAAUUUAAGUAGCACUUAUUCUGGUACAGUAUUGUGUCAAAUAGGUCCAUGUAAGGCACGUAAUCAUAAGCAAGUUAUCUCUAGAUCAAAAACAAGACCUUGGAGCACAUAUAAUUUUUAUCGCCAUGUUCGUAGUGAGCACACUCAAACAGAUCCACCGCCCAAAAAACAACUCCGUAUGACUGAGUCAGAGGAAAACAGUGAAACCUUAGAUGAUCCUGGUAUUAAUGCUGACAAUAACAAUAACAAUGCUGCAGGACACUCACAGUACAGUCGUUCAGAAAAAAGAAAAAGAAUGCUUACUGUUGCUGCUCUGGGUUGUAACCGAUUGACUGAUUAUUGGCCCAUUCUAAAUGAGAUAGAGAGGGUGGUGAAAGAAAACAAUUCACUACACUCACAAAUAAGAACAUUAAUGAGUAGGAUUACAGAAAAUGGAGAUAAGCCAGCAGAAAUAUCUCACUUUCUACAGGCCCUUAAUGCAUCAGCUCAGAAAAAUGCACAGAGAAAGAAAGGAGGGGAACGGUACGACAAUGAGAUAAACCUCUUUGCAACACAUUUUUUUAUGCUGGCAGGCCCAAAAGUAUAUGCAGAUUUAGAAGGUAAUCUGCCAAAAGCUCUGCCAUCAAUAUCUACAUGCCAGAGAACCAUCAAACUGAACAAGCAAGAUUUAAUUGACGGUCAAUACAGAUGGAGAGAACUCUCAAAUUUCUUGGAGGAGCGUGGAUAUCCUCGAGAGGUCAUUGUGCAGGAGGAUGCAACACGGUGUGUCGCUGGCGUCCAGUACAAUUCUUCCAACAACCAAAUGGUGGGAUUUCGAGUGCCCCUCUCAGUGACGGGUCUACCUGCAGUGGCACAGUUUCCAGCCGACUCUGAAGUUGUGAUGCGACGACAUUUUGAAGAUGCGCCUUUAGCUAAAAAUGUUUACUGUAUUCUGGCACAGCCAUUGGUUGACAAGGCGUCGUCCUUCAUUUUAUGCUGUUUCGGCUCGGACAACAAGUUUACAGCGGUUCAAGUGGCUAGCCGCUGGCACCUGGAGGAGAAAGAGGCAGCAAAAUUCAAUAUUGUAGUGAAGAUGAGGGCCACAGAUGGGGACAGCAGGUGUCUAUCUGCUAUGCAGGCUCGCUUGUUCAAGGCUGUUACUAACCCACUGCAAUGGCACUUCUGGUUUCGUGCUGACAUAAAUGAAAAGAAUGUGUGCAUACAAGACCCUACACACGUUGCCACUAAACUUCGAAACCUCUUGUUGAGAAAGCAUAUUUUACCAAUGGGAAACUUUUACGUGUCGGUAACACAUAUCGAAGUUCUCCUCAAAUCUGUGAGCAAGGACCAUCACAUGUUGGUCAGCGGAGACAUUAAUGGCUCUGAUAGAAUGAAUUUUAGAUCGGCAGAGAAACUAUUCUCUCAAACUGUCACCGAUAUUUUAGAGAGUGACAUUCCUGAUGCCAUUGGAACUGCAGUUUUCCUUAAGAUGGCCAGAUUUGCUACAGAAUCUUUUCUCAGUAAAUCAUUGAGCCCAUCAGAGAGACUUCGCAUGCUUUGGACGGCAAACUUUUUCAAUCGUGGCUGGAGAGCAUGGAUCAAGAAAACCCCUCAGUACAAUCUUAAAAACAACUUUCUUACUUCAAAUUGUUAUUUGUGCAUGGAAAUAAAUGCACAUUGUUUUCUUAUCUUGAUAAGGUACUAUCGAGACAAUGUUGAUCAGUUGGAGAAAGGUGCGUUUGCUCCUUGGAUGUGGGGUAGUCAGAAAUGCGAGAGUACAUUUCGUCACCUUCGUUCUAUGGGCACCACUCAAAGCACCGUGAUUAACUUCACUGUCUUAGAGUGCUUACAGAAGUUGGCCAGAGUGCGACUUGAGGAGGACAUAAGAAAUGAGUUGUCUUCUAAAUACUUUUUUAAGUCAUCUCGGAGAACAGGAAAGAAGCACGAAGGAGAAAUAUUAAGUGAAUUGUGCAAUUUCCCAAAUGACUCAGAGAUUCUUAAUAUAGUAGUACGGGAGUCAAGAAAAAGCGCUCAAAAGCAACUAAAUGACCUAGGCAUGUGCAUAGACAUACCAGUGGUGUUCUCUAGUUUGAAAGAGUCAGAAUUUGAAGCGGAUGAUGAUUACCAGGUACAUAUCAAAAUUCAACUAUAAAUACAUAUCUUAGCCUAUUUGAAAUAUACAUACCUUGCUUUAACUGCUCUAGCAGGAUGAACAUGUUGCCGAUUUGACGAUGCUGCAGCUAGUAAUGAUUUGGCAGAAGACGAAAGCAUCUUGCUGGAAGCACGACCUGA